Molecule: messenger RNA, 4931 nt
Organism: Nothobranchius furzeri (turquoise killifish)
Lineage: Eukaryota; Metazoa; Chordata; Actinopteri; Cyprinodontiformes; Nothobranchiidae
Product: cullin-associated NEDD8-dissociated protein 1
Biological process (GO): SCF complex assembly; protein ubiquitination
Cellular component (GO): nucleus
Source: RefSeq, a predicted model, not a curated record
ACUUUUGGACCGCACAUUAUCACGUCGUUACCGCAGAUGACCACAAGGUGACGCCAUAAACCCACAAUUGUCUGACCCGACAGCUAUUUUUACCCGAACCCACCAAGGAUCAGGUUCGGCCACUGGUCGUCCUCUCUCCCCACCGGUCUCGCCAUGUUGGGGUAUAUCUGUCGUCCCACAUUCCCUCCUUUAUCCCAAAAUUAAAAGUAUCUGGGCGACGGAGUCAGCUGUGACAGUGUCACCAUGUCGAGUGUCUCCUACAUCUCCAACCUGCUGGAGAAGAUGACUUCCACUGACAAAGACUUCAGGUUUAUGGCCACGAAUGACCUGAUGCUGGAACUGCAGAGAGACAGCAUCAAACUGGAUGAGGACAGCGAGAGGAAAGUGGUGUGCAUGCUGCUCAGACUGUUGGAGGACAAGAACGGAGAGGUGCAGAACCUGGCUGUAAAAUGCCUGGCACCUCUGGUGAGCAAGGUGAAGGAGCCACAGGUGGAGGCGAUGGUGGACAUCCUGUGUGCCAACAUGGCGUCAGACAAGGAGCAGCUGAGAGACAUUUCCAGUAUGGGACUGAAGGCUGUGAUUGCUGAGCUGCCGCUGUCUUCCUCAGCAGGUGUGAAUCUGACCAUCAGUGUGUGUAGGAAGAUCACCUCCCAGCUGAUUGGAGCACUGGGGAAACAGGAGGAUGUGUCUUUUCAGUUAGAGGCCCUGGACAUCCUGUCAGACAUGUUAGGAAGGCUGAGCGGCGCUCUGGUCAGUUUCCACAGCUCUUUGCUCUCCAGUCUGCUGCCUCAGCUAACUAGUCCCAGAAUGGCUGUCAGGAAACGCUCCAUCUUGGCUCUAGGUCACCUGGUUCCCUGCUGUAGCCUCGCCCUCUUCUCCCAGCUGACUGAGCACCUGUUGACUGAGCUGGCCAAGAACCCCCCCACAUCAGUGACGAGGACGUACAUCCAGUGCUUAGCCACCGUCAGUUGGCAGGGCGGACAUCGAGUUGGUGAACAUUUAGAGAAACUGAUCCCCUUGGUGGUGAAGUUUACCAGCACCGAGGACGAUGAGCUGAGAGAGUUUUGUUUUCAGGCCUUUGAAGCUUUUAUACGAAGGUGUCCAAAGGAGAUGGCCCCUCACGUUGCCACUGUGACUCAGCUCUGUCUGAAGUUCAUGACCUUUGACCCUAACUACAACUAUGAUGACGGCGAGGAGGAUGGAGAUGAUAGGAUGGAUGUAGAAGAAGGAUUUGAAGAAUCAGAUGAUGAGUACAGUGAUGAUGAUGAUAUGAGCUGGAAGGUUCGCCGCUCUGCAGUCAAGUGUCUGGAGGCUCUGAUCAGCACCCGCCGGGACCUCCUCCUCUCCUACUCCAUCUGCCCCGCCCUGCUGGCUCGUUUCAAGGAGCGUGAGGAGAACGUGAGGGCCGACGUGUUUGCUGCUUUUUCAACGCUGUUGAGGCAAACACGAGUUGGUUCGAGUCACCAUAGCAUCAUCCACGCUGGUUCAGACUCAGGAGCCAAGCAACAAGAAGAAGAGCCGGUAGUGGCUCUGCUCAAGAACCAGGUUCCUGUGAUUGUGAAGGUUCUCCACAGGCAGUUAAAGGAGAGGAGUUUUAAAUCCAGACAGGGCUGCUUCUGUCUUCUAACAGAGCUGGUUCACACUGCACCCGGAGCACUGGAGCAGCACAUACCUGCUCUGAUACCUGGCAUCAUCUUCUCCCUGACAGAUAAGUCCACCUCCUCCACCAUGAGGAUCGAUGCUCUCUCCUUCUUUAACGUCCUCCUCCUCUCACACCCUCCACAAACCUUUCAGCCACACAUGCAGGUUCUGCUCCCUGCUGUCCUGGCGUGUGUGGAGGACAGCUUUUAUAAGAUCACAUCUGAGGCCCUGCUGGUCACUCAGCAGCUGAUCAAACUGAUGAGACCUCAGGAACCGACAGCCGUGUCUGCAGCGUUCGACCCAAAACCGUAUGUCAAAGAGGUGUUUUCGGUAACGCUGAAGAGGCUCAAAGCAGCAGACAUCGACCAGGAAGUGAAGGAAAGGGCCAUUUCCUGUAUGGGUCACCUGGUGUGUCACCUUGGAGACCACCUGGAAUCGGAGCUUCAGGGAGUCCUGGCCAUCUUUCUGGAGAGAUUAAAAAACGAGAUAACAAGGCUAACUGCUGUUAGAACCAUCACCCUCAUUUCCGCCUCCCCGUUAAAGGUUGACCUGUCCCCCAUCCUGCCAGAGGCUUUGUCUCUGUUGGGCUCCUUCCUGAGGAAGAACCAGCGGGCUCUGAAGCUCGCCACACUGGCGUGUCUGACGGCCAUCGUCACCCAUCACUCUGCCAGCAUCAAACCGGCAGCUCUGGAGCCCGUCCUGAAUGAGAUUUCCCCUCUGGUGGAUGAGAGUGACAUGCACGUAUCACAGGUGUCCAUAACCUUGCUGACAUGUAUGGCCAAAGCCUGCCCCUCCUCUCUGGCUAAGAUCUGCUCAUCUGUGCUGCCAGGAGUCUUCAGACUCAUCCACUCGCCGCUGCUGGAGGGCGGUGCGUUAGCGGCCAUCCUGGACUUCCUUCAGGCUCUGGUUCUCUCCAAAGCCACUAACCUGAGCUUCAGUCAGUUGCUGAAGUCACUUGUGGAGCCGUUUCAAAGCUCCAAGUCGCCUGCAGGCAGCAGCGUCCUGCACAGACAGUCCUACCACUCUGUCGCUCGCUGUGUUGCAGCUUUGUCCUCAGCCUCCCCCGAAGAUGCACCUGGAACCGUGUCUGGACUCAUACAGCAGGUGAAGGAUUCUGGAUCUCCUGAGUCAGAUCGUGUUCUGGCUCUUUUGUGUUUGGGGGAAGUGGGGAGGAGCAGCAGUCUGGGAAGGAGUAAGGAGUUGCAGGGGGUCAUCCUGGAAGCCUUCUCCUCCACUAGCGAGGAGAUAAAAACAGCAGCUUCCUGUGCUUUAGGCGGCAUGGCGGUCAGCAGUCUGAAUGAAUACCUGCCCUUCAUCCUGAAAGAGGUCUCAGCUCAGCCACGAAAACAAUACCUGCUUCUGCACUCCCUCAAAGAAGUCAUCAGCGCCUGCUCAGCCUCUAGUCUCUCGCCCCAUCUCGAGUCCAUCUGGACUUUACUGUUUCAGCACUGUGAGUGUCAGGAGGAGGGGACCAGGAACCUGGUGGCUGAAUGUUUGGGGAAACUGACUUUAGCCAAUCCGGCUCAACUUCUGCCCAGACUACGACAGCAACUUAAAACAGGUUCUCCUCUGGCUCGCAGCACAGUGGUGACGGCCGUUAAAUUCACUAUUGUCGACCAUCCAGCUCCCAUAGAUUCACUGCUGAAAGACUGCAUUGGCGACUUCCUGAAAACCCUGCAGGACGACGACAUCGAUGUGCGCCGUGUGGCUUUGGUGAUGUUCAACUCCGCAGCGCAUAACAAACCAGCUCUGAUCCGAGGACUCCUGGGAACGGUUCUGCCUCAGCUUUAUAAGGAAACCCGGAUCAGGAAGGAUCUCAUCAGAGAGGUGGAGAUGGGGCCGUUCAAACACAGCGUGGACGAUGGUUUAGAUGUCCGUAAAGCUGCGUUCGAGUGCAUGUACACGCUGCUGGAGAGCUGCCUGGAGGGGCUGGACGUCCUGCAGUUUCUAGAUCAUGUAGAGGAAGGACUGAAGGACCACUAUGACAUCAGGAUGCUGACAUUCCUGAUGUUGGCCAGACUCGCCUCUCUGUCUCCUGCUGCUGUUCUCCAGAGACUGGACCGUCUGGUGGAGCCUCUCAAAGCCACCUGCACCGCAAAAGUGAAGGCCGGCUCUGUGAAGCAGGAGUUUGAGAAGCAGGACGAACUGCGUCGCUCAGCCAUGCGCGCUGUCGCCGCCCUGCUGGCGGUGCCGGAGGUGGAGCGAAGCCCCAGCAUGGCUGACUUUGCCAACCAGAUCAGAUCCAACGCUGACAUGGCGUCCAUCUACCAGAGCGUCCAGGGAGUGGAGGGAGGGGGGGUAGGACCCUCGGAGAGCAUGGACAAGAGCUAGACAGCAGCUGACAGGAUUACAGCAUUUUAUUUUAAUGAUGCCUUUAGAAACCACGGAUUAAACGGUUCUGUUUAAAAUCAGAUUAUUUAAACGUCAGCUACUUGAAAUGAACCUAAAUGGAUUUUAUUACAGAAACAAAACUGAUUAAACAGAUUUUAAAGAUUCUUAUUCCCUUUGUUUUCUCCACAUUAUAACAAUUAUCUGUGUAAACAGCCUCGUGGACUCAUCAGACUGAUGUUACAGCAGAGCUUGUGGGGUGAGGAGAGUCCCAACCCGACCUCCCCACCUAGUGGACACUGAUGUUGUGUAAUGUCUAAAGUCUGUGUGCAUUUCUGUCUGAGGUGUUUUUUUGCAUAGCAAAGCUGCCCUCUCUGUGGAGGGUAACUCUGAAGUGCCUUUUUCCCCCUCCCCCCGACUCUAUCCUCAUAUAAACCCUCUAGAUCAUUACGGUAGCGCGACUCGGGUUGCGAAUGACCACAGUCACCAAUUCUUGUCGUGUCUAUGUACUGUAUGCAUGUCUGAUCUCUGAAUUGUGUGUAUUGAAACUCUUAAUUUCCCUCUGGGAUUAAUAAAGUAUCUUUGAAUUGUAUUAAACCGCCUUGUGGACUCUUCAGACUGAUGUUACAGCAGAGCGUCUGAGGUGUAAAAUUAAACUCCAUCUUGAUUUACAGAAACAAAGAUGUGAAUAAGACUUCAGAGCUGGAGCAAAACCACAGGCACCAUUUUUUUAUUCAGGAAGGAAACACUGCAGAUCAGAACCUUUUAUUAGCAGCACUAAAGAACAUUUUACGUCAUCUUAAAUGAGUCAAAAGUCUCCGUUAGACUCACUGUUUCUGCCAAAACAUCAGGAUUGCUUUAUAAAGGUUAGUCUGAUUUUCUAUCUGAAUUUUAAUGAUAAUAGAAUUAUUAAAGACGUGUGCAACAAACAAAAUAAAACAUGUAAAUAUGUUUAUGAAGAA